GCAUUUACAACCGUGACAAGCACGAAGGAAGAUCCACGGCUUGCCGCACGAGGAGGCUGCACGUGGAAUUCGAGUUGAAACUGACAUCACGUUCUCAAUCUGCACGAGGCUAGGUACUAGAAGUGAAACGUGUUACACGUGCGAUCCGAGCUCCCGCUCACAUCAAGUGCUGCACGAGCUACUGCAAGUGACAUAACUUGCUGUCUCAAGUUCGUUUCAGAUUUCCCUCACUGAACUUCGAAUAACCUGAACUUGCUGUUUUCGUUCGAAUUUUCCUCCUGGAAAUUUGUGGAUAGGACUCCUUGUAACUGAAAUACCUCAAACCACAGACCAUACCAAACAGUGACGUCGUCAAAGACAAGAGGAUGGAUAUGGAACAACACAUUUCCAGGAGAAUUGGCGUCAUCGGAACAGGCACCUACGGCAGAGCUCUUGCCAAACGAUUGGUCCACUCUGGGUAUGACGCCAUCAUCGGCAGCAGAAAACCAGCGUGCCGGAUAUUGUCGGAAUAUGACGAAUGCCUUUGUGACGUUCAGCUCACCACAAUCACAGAAUGUGUGACUCUGUGUGAGGUGGUCUUCGUGGCUCUUCACUCAGAACAUUUCGCAGACACACUGUCACCUCUCACAGAAAUAUUCACCGACAAAAUAACCAUCGACGUGUCAAACAGAGACAGUCCUUCCAACAAGACAUCCAACGCGGAGCUCCUUCAGUCUCUGUUGCCAACAGCAAUCGUCGUCAAGGCCUUCAACACCACCUCUGCCUCCGUCAUGGACAACUACAUCGCCGGCGGAAGAAGAAAGAUUUUCAUUGCCAGCAAUGACGUCAUUGCACGAGACAGAGUGAGUAACCUUGCACGUGACAUGGGCUUUGGGCCAGUUGACCUCGGCGAGUUGACGUCAUCGCGGAGAAUGGAGACGUACGUCACGCGUCUGUUCCCUGAAUGGAAAAUGCCAGUGCUUGUUACCUGUGUCAUAUUCGGUAUUUGGUGUCUGUACACAAUAUAUGAUUAUUAUAUUGUGUACACGUACAGUUAUGAUCAAUUAUUUUUGACAGUUCUCAACAUGCCCAUCUGUACGACGGCCAUUACACUAAUGGCCUUGAUCUACAUGCCCGGAUGUUUAGCUGCCUUCAUGCAAAUGACGUACGGGACAAAACACAAACCGUUCCCGAAAUGGAUGGAUGCCUGGUUGAAGUCAAGAAAACAGCUUGGACUUCUUUGUUUCAUCUUGAUAUUGGCCCAUGUUCUAAUGUCAAUCAUGCUGAUUUCACCGGCAAAUUACGGCUCGUGGUUUCAUUCAACCGCCAUCACAAUACCAGCGAAUCUUACACACGACCUUCACCUUCCUAUGAAGACAGUGAUGAUAUGGAAGGGCGAGGCCGCUAGUCUUGCCGGUAUCGUGGCGUUCAUCCUGCUCUGUCUCCUAGCAACCACCACGCUGCCAUCAGUCAGUGAUUCUUUGAACUGGCGGGAGUGGCGGUUCAUCCAGUCAUCACUGGGGUUUACAAUGUUGUGUAUGUCAGCAGGUCACGUGUUGAUCAUGGGUAUUCCUGGUUGGAUGGACGCGGGAUUUCCAAAAGUGUUGACAUUUUUCAGCUUCCUGAGUUUAAUACUUCCGGCCUCUGUUGUUCUUAUGAAACUGAUACUCUUCCUACCAUGUGUUGAUAGAUAUGUGUCCAAAAUACGGAAAGGAUGGGAACGAAAUACGCGAAGACUCCAUACCAACACAGGAUCGACGGAUGAACGACAUUGUGAGGAUGGCAUGUGACGUAAGAAGCACAUCGUCACUACUUUCCCCUUUCCGUAAUCAGACAGAAGUGAGUGAGUGAGUUGGGUUUAACGCCGCUUUUAACAGUAUUCCAGUUAUAUCACGUCUGGGUCUAACCAAUGGUUAGUGUGGUUGUUAUUGUGUUAGAGUAGCUACUGGCAAUACUGUACGUUAUUGGUGCUUUUUUUCUAUUCUAGGGUCAGUCUGAUGGUGGUGGUGAAAUGGGUUUAACGUCGCGUACAAGAUUAUUGCACGUAUAUACCGAC
Molecule: messenger RNA, 2035 nt
Organism: Haliotis rufescens (red abalone)
Lineage: Eukaryota; Metazoa; Mollusca; Gastropoda; Lepetellida; Haliotidae
Product: metalloreductase STEAP4-like
Exons: 3
Coding region: 366-1769 (467 amino acids)
Biological process (GO): copper ion import
Cellular component (GO): endosome; plasma membrane
Molecular function (GO): cupric reductase (NADH) activity; ferric-chelate reductase (NADPH) activity
Source: RefSeq, a predicted model, not a curated record